ACCCCGGUUAUCUAAAAUACCUUUCAAACACUGCCUUUCCCACCCCUCAAGAACUCCUCUCCUGUCUUGUAUAUAUAGCACCCCUACAAUAUGCUUCUCUUCACUUCCAUUUCCAAUCUCAAAAACCCUUCUUUACUGUCUACACACUAUCUUUAGCGGUGCUUGCUACUACUAUAUAAAGUCUCCACUUGAAUUAAUAACGAGUGAAAAGUAAGUGAGAGUGAGAGAGAGGAGGAGCCAAUGGCUACUGAUAAGGUCGUGGAGACAGUGAUGGUAGGUAACUAUGUGGAGAUGGAGACUGAAGGGAAGCCUAAGGACUUGAAAGCAAGGUUUUCCAAGUUCUUAUGGCAUGGUGGUUCUGCUUAUGAUGCUUGGUUUAGCUGUGCUUCAAAUCAGGUGGCUCAAGUAUUGCUUACAUUGCCUUACUCAUUUUCUCAACUAGGGAUGCUAUCAGGCAUCUGCUUUCAGCUCUUCUAUGGGUUGCUGGGUAGCUGGACAGCUUAUCUAAUUAGCGUACUCUAUGUAGAAUACAGAACAAGAAAAGAAAGAGAGAAGGUGGAUUUCAGGAACCAUGUCAUCCAGUGGUUUGAGGUUCUUGAUGGGCUCCUUGGAAAGUAUUGGAGGAACGUGGGGCUGGCUUUUAACUGCACUUUUCUUCUGUUUGGAUCUGUAAUUCAACUCAUAGCUUGUGCAAGCAAUAUAUAUUACAUAAAUGAUAAUCUAGACAAGAGGACUUGGACUUACAUCUUCGGGGCUUGUUGUGCUACCACAGUGUUUAUUCCUUCAUUUCACAAUUACAGAAUGUGGUCAUUCCUUGGCCUCGUUAUGACUACUUACACUGCUUGGUACCUCACCAUUGCUUCCCUCCUUCAUGGCCAGGUGGAGGGUGUUAAGCAUUCGGGUCCAACCAAAAUAGUGCUAUAUUUCACUGGGGCCACAAACAUUCUCUACACAUUCGGGGGACAUGCCGUUACUGUGGAGAUAAUGCACGCUAUGUGGAAGCCUCAGAAGUUCAAGGCCAUAUACUUACUGGCUACUCUGUAUGUUCUGACUCUGACACUCCCUUCAGCAGCAGCAGUAUAUUGGGCAUUUGGUGACAUGCUUCUCAAUCACUCCAAUGCCUUUUCUCUUCUUCCAAGAUCUCCCUCCAGAGACAUGGCUGUCAUUUUAAUGCUCAUCCACCAGUUUAUAACAUUUGGGUUUGCCUGCACACCACUAUACUUUGUGUGGGAGAAAGCAAUAGGGAUGCAUGAAUGCAAGAGCUUGUGCAAAAGGGCUGCAGCCAGAUUGCCUGUGGUUAUUCCCAUUUGGUUCUUGGCCAUUAUCUUCCCAUUUUUUGGACCCAUCAAUUCCACCGUUGGGUCACUCCUGGUUAGCUUCACAGUCUAUAUCAUCCCUGCCCUAGCGUACAUGUUCACCUUCAAAUCAUCUGCUGCAAGAGAGAAUGCAGUGGAGCAACCACCAAAGUACAUGGGGAGAUGGGUAGGGACAUACGUGAUGAAUUCAUUUGUAGUAGUGUGGGUGCUAAUUGUUGGGUUUGGAUUUGGUGGAUGGGCCAGUGUUACAAAUUUCGUACACCAGAUUGAUACUUUUGGGCUCUUCACAAAGUGUUACCAAUGCCCGCCUCCAACAAUGGCGCCAUCAUUGCCACACCUAAAUGCCACGGCAGCUCCUCCACCUCUCCACCACCCACACAACCUUACUCACAGCCCAUGAUUUUAGCCACUUCGAAGAUUGCUAACUCCAAAGUUCUCAUAGUCAUCUGGAUUCCACCCUUUGAUCAAGGGCCUUUCCAUCUUAAUCAGCUUGCUUGGUAGACCAUGGACAGAGAGAGGAUAAAAAGAAUCACAAUGUGGUUGGCUAGUCAAAAUUGUCAUGUACUCAUAAACAUACAAAUCCCAUCCUAUUUUCAUCAUAAUUCUGUCUUUAUCCUGCUUUAGAGAGUUGUUAUGUGUUCUAAGAGAAAAAAAAAAAAAAAAAAAGGUCUGUAUGAAAUUUUUGAAUAUGUGUACUUUUAGCUAUGAGAUGCCGAAAUGUUUAGCACC
Populus trichocarpa (black cottonwood) is the source of this 2045-nucleotide messenger RNA. RefSeq names its product auxin transporter-like protein 5. The record is from RefSeq and is a predicted model, not a curated record. NCBI's taxonomy places the organism in Eukaryota, Viridiplantae, Streptophyta, Magnoliopsida, Malpighiales, Salicaceae. The coding region runs from base 241 to 1716 and encodes 491 amino acids. The transcript is spliced from 8 exons. Gene Ontology annotation, cellular component: plasma membrane.